Molecule: messenger RNA, 1829 nt
Organism: Bactrocera dorsalis (oriental fruit fly)
Lineage: Eukaryota; Metazoa; Arthropoda; Insecta; Diptera; Tephritidae
Product: gustatory receptor 8a
Exons: 5
Coding region: 458-1672 (404 amino acids)
Biological process (GO): sensory perception of taste
Cellular component (GO): membrane
Source: RefSeq, a predicted model, not a curated record
AGCUCUUAUACCCUUCGACAAAAGUGUCAUGUAAAUGUAUAUGUCAACAUGUUAAUAAAUUUGAACACCUGUUCUUGGCAUUUAACACAAAACCAUAUUUUAUAAAGCCAACCCACUGCCGCUGGUCCGGAGCAGGCGUCGCCAGCGCAGUGUCGCUAAGUUUUCGACAAUCAACGGCGUUAGUAAUUACUCAGUUAGUGUCAGAAAAGGGUGAUUAGCAUCGCGGACACACUUUGCGACAAGUGGAACGAACAAUCAAAUUAAUGGAAUUGCGAAAUGAAUUCAUUCUUCGAUUGCGUCGAACCAAUCGUAAAGUCACGCUUGCCACGGCACAUACAAUUGUCAGUACGAAACUAACGCGCGGCUUUGCAAAUCUUUGCGUCGCCAAUAAAAUAAGAAAACAACUGCAUUUCGAGUGCUAAAAGCCACUGUUGCAUACCAACAAACAUAUGUAGAUAUGAAGCAGCGCAAGACCACCAGCACAAGCCUUCAGCAGCCGGUGCGAUUGGAUACCUUCACCUUGCUGGUGCUGCGCCUGGGCCAGCUGUUCGGCCAGUGCGCUGUGCCAUUGCGACGACGGUCUGACCUCGCCACGGUCAACCAACGCCCACAGCCCGUCAGCGUGUGGCAGCAGCGAUUCCUGUUGCUGUGGCAUUGUUUGCAUUUGAUAGUAUUUUUCUUGGUGCACUUGUGGACAAGCGUCAAUCACGAUUCGAUACUCUACAACAGUGAUAGUUUCGGAAAAUUUAAUGAUUUGCUCAAAUUGAUUGGCACAAUUAUAUCGCAUUUCACAAUAAUCACCGAAACGAUAUUAUGUCGCCGCCAAAUGCAACAGUUCCUUUUGGUCUACACACAACUCCAUUACAAAUGGCACGGUUCUGCUGGCGGCCGUGCCGAAUUCGGUCUUUACCGUUAUUUCUUUUGUCGUAGUAGCCUUUUCAUUGUUACUGUGAUUAUAGUUGACGUGGCGUACACACAAGAGAUAGGUAGACAUCGUAUGUGGAUAACAUUUUUCAUACCCUUCAUACCGAGUGGACUGAUUUGUAAUCUUCGUACCGUGCAAAUCACGUUCUUUAUGGAAAUGUUGCGCACCGAGGUGGAGCACUUGAAUAGAAAUGUUGAACGUUUGGUCUUAUUUAGCGAACUCAACUGCUGCGUUAAGUUUCAAAUGCGCGACCAAUUUGUAAGAAAAAUAUGCGCUGAGCUGCAGGCCUUCAUGGAAUGCUAUCAGGAUAUAUACGAUAUGUCUACACUCUUGAAACAAGCUGUGGGUAGGUCCAUGACAUGUAACUAUAUUAAGGAUUAUGUUAUGAUCUUAUCCGAAUGCUACUGGUCCUAUUGGAUGAUUUACAAUGGAGAGAAUAUUACUGAGUACCUUCUAAUUAUUCCGUCUGCCGUGUCCAUCUCUUUGUUGUUGAUAACGUCACGAAAUUGUAUGCGUUCGACAAAUUUCCUGGCACACAAUAUACAUAAAAUACGACAUCAUAUUGAAGAUUUCAAUAUUUCAACACGGCUACAAAGCUUCGCUUUGCAAAUGCUACACCAGCGGAUCAUCAUCGACGGCUUUGGCUUCUUCGUGCUGAAUUGCGAUAUGGCAAGAGAUAUCCUUGGCUCAAUAGCCACUUACAUGAUCUUCUUUAUACAAUUUAUGCCCAAGUUCAAAAGCUUUUAAGCCGCUGAAUAAUGAUUACAUAUGCAUGUGUAUACAUGAGCGUGUAUAACCUGCAUUCACUUCGAUUUUUAUAACUAAAAACUAAUAAGUUUAAGAAGAAUGAAUAUUUUAAUUGUUCUGCACAGAAAACGAAUCGUAAAAUUUCUUUUGCAGGCAU